Messenger RNA from Pecten maximus, 2151 nucleotides. RefSeq names its product thymidylate synthase-like. The transcript is spliced from 9 exons. The coding region runs from base 204 to 1160 and encodes 318 amino acids. The record is from RefSeq and is a predicted model, not a curated record. Gene Ontology annotation, biological process: dTMP biosynthetic process. Gene Ontology annotation, cellular component: mitochondrion; cytosol. NCBI's taxonomy places the organism in Eukaryota, Metazoa, Mollusca, Bivalvia, Pectinida, Pectinidae. Gene Ontology annotation, molecular function: thymidylate synthase activity.
CUAGUCUUGCGCUCAACCGAUCGACCUAAAGAGAAGAUAACUCUAGAUCUACCCGAGUGGUAUAUUUACCAGUGUAACUAGCUGCGAUAACGUAGCUCUGGACGACGGACGGAGAGCAGUGUAGGCAGGAGUUGAGGGACCUGUUCUAAAAUAUUACAAGGCAUUGAUCAGAGAAUUUUAGCUGGUUGUCAUCUCAUCAUACAAUGGCAGCAACAGUGAAUGGAAAUGUGAUAAAUUCUGAUGGCAAAGCUAACGGAGAUCAUGUUAACGGAUCUAAUGGUGUCUCACGAAAGAAAAGACAUGACGAGGAACACUACCUUGAUGCUAUACAACAAAUUUUGGACAAUGGGACCCGUAAAUCCAACAGAACAGGCAUCGACACACUUUCAAUCUUUGGCAUGCAGAUGAGAUACAAUCUCAGAGAAGAUUUCCCCCUACUGACCACCAAACGUGUAUUCUGGCGUGGAGUUGCAGAGGAGCUGAUCUGGUUUAUUCAGGGUUGUACCAAUGGAAACAAACUGAAGGAGAAAAACAUUCACAUCUGGGAUGCUAAUGGUUCCAAGGAGUUUCUAAGUGAACUUGGCCUGGGUCACCGCGAGGAAGGUGAUCUAGGCCCUGUGUAUGGUUUCCAAUGGCGACACUUUGGAGCAGAGUAUAAGGACAUGCAUGCGGACUACACUGGUCAAGGCGUGGACCAACUGAAGGAUGUGAUACAUAAAAUAAAGACCAAUCCUGAUGACCGACGUAUCAUCAUGUCUGCCUGGAACCCUCCAGAUUUACCCAAAAUGGCUCUUCCCCCAUGUCAUGCCUUUGUGCAGUUCUAUGUUGCAAAUGGAGAGCUGUCUUGUCAGUUGUAUCAGCGGUCAGCAGAUAUGGGUCUGGGAGUACCAUUCAACAUUGCUAGUUACGCUUUGUUGACCUACAUGAUUGCUCAUGUGACUGACCUAAAGCCUGGUGAUUUUGUACAUACAUUGGGAGAUGCUCAUGUAUAUGUGAACCAUAUUAAACCAUUGAAAGAACAGCUGGCAAGGGAGCCCAAACCAUUCCCAAAACUUGUGAUUAAAAGGAAAGUUGAAGACAUUGAUGAUUUCAAAUUCGAAGACUUUGAGAUUGUGGACUAUAAACCUCACCCAAAAAUUACUAUGGAGAUGGCCGUGUAAUUGGGACCGACUCUUUUAUACAGAAAAGUGCAAUUUAGUAUGCUGUUUCAAAAGGUCUUCAUUUGAAAAUACCUGGAUCAAGUGAAAUUCAAAUUCUUGUUGGUGCUGUUGUAAAACAACAUUCCCAACCUACCAACCCAAACACAAAAUAGGUUCCGACAAGCACAAGUGCAGCUAUCCUUUGUGCUCAGCAAAUACAAUAUCUUUAUGAUCUAAAACUGUACACUUACAUAUUUAAAUAUAUAUAUAACUUGUGUGUUUUAUAUUAAUAGCCCAUUUUGUACUGUCAUCAGAUGUUGGGCUCUACAAAUCGCCCUUUGACUGGUUUGUCAUCUAUCCACCCGUAAACAAUCUGUGUUAUCGCUAUUUCUAAGAAAGUACCUGAAGGACCUUUCUCAAAUUUCAUAUGUAGGUUCCCUUUGAACCCUUGUUGUGCAUGUUCAUUUAAACUGGGCGAGCGGAGAACAUGUUGAAUUUUGGCAGUUGAAUUUCUUUUUACUGCUAUUUCUCAAAACACUGGCAUAAUCCUUAAAUUUUGUAUGUAAAGGUUCCCCCAACUCCCUAGUUGUGCAUUAUCAAAUAUUAGAUUGAUCAAAUAAGGUCGGUAGCUGACGGGCUACUAUCUUGGAUUUUGAUAAUUAAAAUUUGAAGCAUUAUUCCUCCAAAUGUUCGGAAUAGAAAUUUCUCAAAUUACAUUUAGGAUUCCGGUAGUCCCUGGUUGUAAAUUGAUCAAAUAAACAAAUUGACCAACAUGUGACCACCUUGGAUUUUAACAGUUGAAGAUUGUUAUUUCCAUUUCUUUGUUUCAAGUACUGAUUACAGCUUGUUACCACUAUUUCUGUUAAAAUUCUUGAUGGACCUUCCUCAGAUUUAAUAUUCAGAUUCUGCUUGUUUUCAAAUCAUUGAGAGAAAAGGGGUAAAAAUGAGGAAAUAUCCUAGAUCUUAUAAAGGUCAUUUAUGUUUCCCAAUAAAAAUUUAAAACACAUUUACA